CUCAAAUUCUGCUUUCGUUUUUGAGAUUGCAUAGGAAAUGGCGUCGAACAAAGAUACAGAAUGGCAUAGGAAGAGGAGGAAGAGUAAGAGCCCACCUCCAUCAAAUCCAGCAUGGCAUAGGAAGAGGAGAAAGAGUAAGAGCCCACCUCCAAUGAUGUUGAACUUGGUGUUGUGUGGAAGUGAUGAAGCAUUAAAGACCUCCAUAUCAGAUCUGAUAUUAGAGGAUGUGAAGACUGGAGAAGUCUGUGGACAGCGUCUCAGGCUGGAGGUGAUGCCAGCUCUCUACAACACUCAUCUCUCAGAUGAGGAAGUGACACACGAGAUUCUUCGCUGUAUCUCUCUUGAUAAUCCUGUCCACGCUUUUCUUUUCAUCUUUCCUGUUGGUCCUGUCACAGAUAAUGACAAAGGAGAAAUAGAGACUAUACAGAGAACCUUUGGUACAAAGGUCUGUGAUCAUAGUUUUGCUCUUUUUACCAACAAGAACUUUAAUAAAGCUGCUGCAAUUAACUUUGUAGAGCAAAGUUCAGAAAUGGAAGAAAUUCGACACAUGUGUGGGGACAGAUAUAUGAUCUUGGAUAAAGGAAAAAAAAAUAAACACAAACAGGUGACAGAACUGUUAGAGAGAGUAAAAAAGCUGAAGAAGAUUUAUUCGCUCCAAAUGUAUAUUGAGGCACAGAAAGAUGGAGCUAAACAGCCACUAGAGGAUGAAAUGGCUAAAAUGAAGAAGCAACUUAAAGCAAAACAACAGGAAGCAUGUGCAGAGGGUGAAAACUCCAACUGUUUGAGAUUAUUACUGAUUGGGAAAACAGGAAAUGGAAAGAGUGCAACAGGAAACACUAUUCUAGGAAGAGCCGAAUUUGAGAGUGAUGUCAACAUGACUUCUGUGACAAGAAUGUGUCAGAAGGGAUUGGGAGAAGUACAGGGCAGAUCAGUAGCUGUUGUGGACACUCCAGGACUCUUUGACACCACACUCUCAAAUGAAGAAGUAAAAGAAGAAAUUGUGAAAUGUGUCUCAAUGUUAGCACCAGGACCACAUGCCUUCAUCAUUGUGCUUAGUGUGGGAAGGUUUACUGAGGAAGAGAAGCAAACACUGAAUCUGAUUAGGAAGAUGUUUGGUCCUGAUGCUGUAAAGUACACUAUAGUGCUGUUUACUGGAGGAGAUAAACUGAAAAAUAAAACAUUUGAAGAUUAUCUUAAAACUGGUAAUAAUCCAUAUGUGAACAGUCUAAUCAGAGACUGUGGUGGAAGAGCUCACUUGUUUGAUAACAAUAUAAAAGAUACCGAACAAGUUAGUGAGCUUCUCCAAAAGUUUGAAGAAAUGAUAAAGUUCAACAGGGACAAUUACUUUACUAAUGAGAUGUUUGAGAAGGCAGAGAUGUCGAUACAACAGAAACAGGAGGAGAUGCUAAAAGAGAUAGAGGAGCAGAUGCAAGCUGAGAGAGAGACUCUACAGGCCAGAUAUGAAGAAGAACUGAAACAGAUGUGGAAUAAUAUGGAGAAAGAGAAAGAGAGAUCGGAAAAGGAAAGAUGUAAAAGGGAAAAAAUAUUUAAGGAGAGGGAAGAAGAAAUGAGGCGAGAAUAUAAGAAGAAAGAAGAAGAAGAGAAACAGAAAUGGUUGAAAGAGAACCAAAGACGAGAAGAAGAGGAAAAACGACAGACUGCAGAAAAGAACCGAAUGAUGGAUGAGAUGAGGAAAGAACUAGAAAAUCAAAAAGCUACAUUUUUACAACAGCAAACUGAAAGAGAGGAGGAGGACAGAAAAAGGGCAGAUAGAGAGAGAAAGAAUAAAGAACGCUUUGAACAAAAACAAAAGAAAUCAAUUACACAAAUAAAACUCAAACAGGAAGAAGAAAUCCAAAAGAGAGUUGAGGAAGAACAAAAGAGAAGAAAAGAACAGGAAGAAGAGAGAGAAAACUGGAAGAGAAAAAUGAAGGAGGCAGAAAAGGAUAAAAAAGAAAUCAAGGAGGAAAUUGAAAGGAAACUGAGAGAACAGGAGAUGAGAUGGAAAGAGCAGAUGGAAGAAAGAGAUAAAGAAGACAAGAGAACAAAAGAGAGACAUGCUGAAGAACUGAGAGCACAAGAGGAAAAUCAGAAGCAAAUGAGAAAAAGAUUUGAAAAGGAAAGAGAACAAGAGAGAAAUGAGUGGCAGAAGACAGAAAGGAGGAAACGAGAGCAAAUAGAGAGAGAGUAUCAGGAAAGUAAAGAGAAAAUAAUGCAGGAGUAUGAGGAACGGGAAAAAAUAAGGAAAGAAGAAUGGAAUAAAAGAAUCCAAGAAGACAAUAAAAGAAGAGAAGAGGAGCAAAAGAGUCUAGAGAGACUGAAAGAAAAGAUGGAAGCAGAAAGACAAGAGGAAAUGAAAAGGAGAGAGAAAGAAGAUAAAGACAGAAAAGAAAAAGCAGACAGAGCCUAUGAGGAAAUGAAAAAUGAUUAUGAGAAGAAAAUGAAAAAAAUGGAGACCAAACAUCAGGAUGCGGCUAGAAAAAAAGCAGAGGAGAUGAAUGACCUGGAGGCAAAACAUAAAGAUCACAUACAAGACUUGAUUAACAAACAUCAGCAUGAUUAUGAACUUCUCAGUGAUCUGUAUGAAAGUACAAAAAAGAAAGGAAGACAGCAAAGCAAAAAAAAGGAAGAUAAAAAAGGAGAGAUGUGCAUUAUUUCCUAAGAGCUUGGUCAUUUCUGCCAUUGACACCUUCACAUGAUAUAAAAAAAAACAUUUAAAGAUAAAACAACAGAAUUAAUAAAGAGCUCCCAGGCUGAUGAUCAUGUCAACUUAUUGCAGAUGAUCGUACGUAUGAUGUCUGUUCACAGGAGAGGAUUGUUUUUCAAACCAAUAGUUUCAGUGAGAUUCAGUGUUGUCAUGUUUAAUGUGCUUGUGUGCUUCAUUUGACAACUUACAUUGUACAUAAUUGUGUUUAGUGUGUAAUUUUAAACAUCAUUGUACCAGCAGCAUGUAAUGCAUAAAUGUCUUAAACAGCAGCAUGUGUGGAGGGUGUGGAAAAAUAGAUGUGGGACUGUUUACAGUCUGUACAGCUUUA
Tachysurus fulvidraco (yellow catfish) is the source of this 3035-nucleotide messenger RNA. RefSeq names its product golgin subfamily A member 6-like protein 22. Lineage: Eukaryota; Metazoa; Chordata; Actinopteri; Siluriformes; Bagridae. The record is from RefSeq and is a predicted model, not a curated record. Gene Ontology annotation, molecular function: GTP binding. Bases 38 to 2662 code for a protein of 874 amino acids. The transcript is spliced from 5 exons.